Messenger RNA from Nestor notabilis (Kea), 1001 nucleotides. RefSeq names its product beta 1,3-galactosyltransferase-like (gene B3GLCT). Gene Ontology annotation, cellular component: membrane. The transcript is spliced from 8 exons. The record is from RefSeq and is a predicted model, not a curated record. Lineage: Eukaryota; Metazoa; Chordata; Aves; Psittaciformes; Psittacidae. Gene Ontology annotation, molecular function: acetylglucosaminyltransferase activity. The annotation marks the transcript as partial.
GCUUGCAAAGAAGUUGAAAAGUGAACCACUCAAGUCAGACUUUACAAUAGAUUUAAAGCAUGAGAUUGCCUUGUAUAUUUGGCAGAAAGGGGAAGGACCACAUCUUACUCCAGUGCCUGAGUUCUGCACAGAUGAUGUGAACUCAUAUAAGGCUGAUCAUUGUGCAACAACAUUCAGUAAUUUUCUGCCACUUUGUGGAGAGCCAGUGAAAAAAGAAGAUGUUUUUGUUGCUGUAAAAACAUGUCAGAAAUUUCAUGGUGACAGAAUACCAGUCGUGAAGCAGACUUGGGAAAGAGAAGCUGCCCUUAUUGAAUACUACAGUGAUUAUGCAGACAUCUCCAUUCCUACUAUAGAUUUAGGUGUACCUAAUACUGACAGAGGUCAUUGUGGGAAAACAUUUGCCAUUUUGGAAAGGUUUUUGAAUCAUAGCUCUUCCAGAACUCCUUGGUUGGUCAUAGUGGAUGAUGACACACUGAUAAGUAUCUUCAGGCUCCAAAAAUUGCUCAGCUGCUAUGACCCAAAUGAACCAGUAUUUCUUGGAGAGCGUUACGGUUACGGCUUGGGAACAGGAGGAUAUAGUUACAUCACUGGCGGAGGAGGGAUGGUUUUCAGCAGAAUAGCUGUUCAGAAACUACUUGCUAGUAAAUGCCGGUGUUACAGCAUGGAUGCGCCUGAUGAUAUGGUCCUUGGGAUGUGUUUCAGUGGCUUAGGAAUCCCGAUAACACAUAGUCCACUUUUCCAUCAGGCAAGGCCAAUGGACUACCCAAAAGGCUACCUUUCUCACCAAAUUCCAGUAUCAUUUCACAAGCAUUGGAAUAUUGAUCCAGUGAAGGUAUAUUUCACAUGGCUGGCACCAAACACAGAAGAGCCACUUAAUGGAAAGAAAGUCGGAUAUAACAGAGAGGAUUUAUAAGCAGUAGAAUGUAAGUGUUGAUUGAUGUACUGCAGAGGAGACAGUCACUACUGUGAUUUUUGUGUUGUUGUUGCGUUGUUCAUCAUCU